Messenger RNA from Cynoglossus semilaevis (tongue sole), 3480 nucleotides. RefSeq lists its product as uncharacterized. The transcript has 13 exons. The record is from RefSeq and is a predicted model, not a curated record. Bases 698 to 3214 code for a protein of 838 amino acids. NCBI's taxonomy places the organism in Eukaryota, Metazoa, Chordata, Actinopteri, Pleuronectiformes, Cynoglossidae.
CAGAGAGGCAUUCACAAAGAAGAGCCGUAACAGACAACACUCAAGGGGCCGAUUGGCAAAUACAGCUGCAUUCCAUGGCUGAUGAAUGUUGUUAUUAAAAAGGACAAAGUCAAACAAUUCAUACAGCUGAUCCGGUUAAUGAACGUUCAGAGGGGACAAUAGCUGGAACACCUUCGCCUCGAACAUCAAACACUUGAGGCUUAAACAUUAACCAAAGGGGUGCAAAGAUGGAGCUUUCCAGAUUUUUUCUCCUUGUUUCCCUGCAUUGAAGCAACAAACACACUUUCCUCUCAGACAGAAAAAAAAGACUUGAAGUACCGCCCGAGUGUUUGCCCAUAAAGCUCCGUCGAACUGCCCUCCCUGUUUGUUCAUGGCAACACUGUACCAAUGCAAAGUAGGCCCACAUCUUUGGCCAGAGGCCCGGCUGAAUUUUAAGUGAUCGUUACCCCGUUUGUGCGUCCCCUGCCCAUUGCGUUCCUUCCCUCUCACCACCACCCCCUCAGUGGCUCUUUGCAAUGUAUCGGUAGUCCUGGGCACACUAAUUUACAAGGACAAAGACUUCAAGACACAGGGUCAAUAUUUCUUUUUUUUUCCCCCAUUUGGCGGCAGAGUGAUCCCACCCACCGUCAUGUCACCGCUCUACAUAAGACAGUAAAGGGUCGGCUGAUAAGAAGUUAGUCUCAAGACAAGCCUGGCAAUGGGGUGUAAAGUCCUCUUCAAUAUCUUCCUACUGACUCUCGUAAAAUGUGUAUCACCGAAUGAAAUUCAAGCCGGCGAAAACACGAAUGCGACCUUGCCCUACAACGUGUCGCUCCCCGUCUCUAAAGCAGACAUUACAAACCAGUCUCUCGUCGACGCCAGCUGGAUAAGAAACGCUUCUCCAACACUGUCGGUCCCUCAGCAGUGGGUGGUGUUAGAGACCGAGAGCAACCUGACAUGCCAUGCAUCUGGUUACCACCCUCCACCUGUCUCUUUCUCCUGGACCAGGGAUGGCCAAGAGGUUAUACCCUUUUACCAGGUUGAAGGUGAACAGACCCCGGGGUCUGGGUUGUACCAAGCCGUGGGCAACUUGACCAUUUUCCCGUCCCGUGAUGAUCAGAAUGUGACCUUUGGCUGCGUGGUGUUACACAACGGCAGCCAAUAUGAGUUGGAUUUCCAACUCAAUAUCACCUACCCGCCGGUAGUGAAACUUUCGGCUGUCCCAUCACACUCAAACAACGGUCCUCUCACCCUGUACUGCGACCUGGAGAGUUUCUACCCAGAGGAGGUGUCUGUGUCCUGGAUUCAAAACGGCACGCCUCUGCCUGAGACGCCGGUCAGUGAGCAAAAUCCCGACGGCACCUACAGCACCAGACACUAUUUAACCAUGACCCCGGAGCAGAGGAGCCUAGGUGGAAUGGUGGAGUGUGCGGUCAGCCAGCCUGGUGUGGUGCACUCAGCUAACAGUUCAGAAAACCUGGAGAAACUGGAUCCCAAAGAUGUGACUCCAGUGUUGACUAAAUCAGCCAAAGCGUCUGUGGCUAUGAUGUGUAUUUCCAUAGUCCUGGUCUUUCUGCUCUGCUUUGGUUUUUCAUGGAGGAGAAGAGAUGAAAAGCAGAAGUCUCUCAGUGUGUCAGGCAUCAUUCUGCCCCCACGCGUGGUUGUGGGUCAAAAGGGCAGGGUGACAGUGAGCAUCGAAGGCAGGAGGGUGGAUCGAGUCCAGACUGAAUGGUUUCUCAACAACACGCCCAUUUCUGACACUUCACUUACAGCGUCAGAGAAAGGUCCUCUGCUGCCCUCGAGAGGCGAGUUGGCGUACUACAAGCUGCACACCCAAGGGCCUCUACACUCUUCUGGAAGUGGCAUUCAGCAGCUUAUUUCCGCAGUCACCUUCAUCCCCCAGAUUUCAGUUCACAAGGCGGCGGUGUUCAAGUGUCAGGUGUCUUACAUAGGCAAGGACAAGAUUGUGGUGGAGAGAGUGUCCGAGAAGUUUACGAUCCUGUCUGCUCCAGAAGUAUCGGAAAUUCAGCUGGCAGAGGCAGCAAAUGACUCUGAUGUCAUUAGCCUGACAGUACGGGCAACGCAUUUCCAUCCAGACAUAAUCACCUUCCGCUGGUUUUGUCAAGGUGGUGAGUUGAGCCCCGUGGCCUCCCAAGCCUCGUCCUCCCCAAGACCCAAUUCUGAAGGCUUCUUUUCAGCCUAUAGUCAGUGUAAAUUGCCACGAAGUGAAUUGGAAAAGGGGGCCACAAAGGUGUGGGUCAGCGUCCACCACAUCGCCUUGAAGCAGCCAAUCACACGGGAAACACGAGGUUUUCUCAAGAGGCCGUGUGUAUCUGAACUUAUCUCCUACUCUUCACCUGACCAUGCUGUGUCACUGGGGUGUGAAAUCACUGAUUUCUACCCUCCAAACAUAUCCGUGACGUGGUUGAAGCUCAGAGAGGGAGAAGAGGAUGACAGAGAGGAGGAGAUCAUCAAAGGCGGAGAAAUAUGGGGCCCCCUGCAGACUAAUCCAAGGAUCUUCAGGUCCACAGCCUUGCUGAAGAUGGGGACGGCACGUAAGGAUAAGGACAGGAUCAGAGGCAUUGUCUGCAGAGUGGAGCACUGUUCUCUACCUGAACCUAUAGAGAAACACUGGAGAGAUGCUGACAUUGUGGCGCCUUCCAUUCCUCCAUCAGUCUCUGUCUGUUGGAGCAGUGAAGGAGUUGGUGUUUUUACCCUCCUGUUGAGGGGAGGUCACCCUAAGGUCAAAUUAGCGUGGGCAGCCGGAGGACCCACUCUUGUGCCGAUGGUGUCCAGCGAAACAGAGGAGUUAGGAGAUGAUGGGCAGAGGGAACUGAAAAGUGUCUGCGCUCUGGAGAGGUCCACAAGCCUGUCCAAUCACAAGCAGCCAGAGAGACAGAAGAAGAAAAGACAUGCAAUCAAAACAAAGACUGCUGUUACAGACCCCAACACAGAGGGAAUUCAGUACAUUGACGAAAAGGUGGACGGAGAGAAUAACAUCAUUGACAGAGAUGAGGAGACCAAGUCAGACGUCAGUGACGAGGACAGUGACAGAGAAAGUGAGGAAGACCCCAGUGCGCUGCAUAUCAACAGGGUCAACUUGAGCAAGGAUUCCAGACAGAAUGACCUCCAGCGUUUGAGGGUCUGCGUCGAAAUCCGUCAUCCUGCCCUCAAGGUCCCCGUGUACAGGACCUGGACUGAGCCGAAUGAGGAAACUUCAUCUUCUGCAAUGUAGCCAUGGCACCAGGGGAGUCUCUCUAGUAAACCUAACGUAACUCACAUAUUAAUGUAUUAAAUAUAUUUCAUGUCUUCACAGGUAAUAUAUGUUAGAAGUGUUGUUUGUUUGUUUGUUUGUUUUUUUAUCUAUAAUGAAAUGUAUCUAAUCUAAACAGCAAAUUAAGUUUUGUAUUAUUUGAACUAUUUUUGGACUUUACAUUACCACCUACUACUAACUUGCAUUUUACAUGAGUGUGUGCAUAACAAAAAAUCUUUUUUUUUUCU